AAAGGAGGAGGAGCUCCUCCUCCUCCGCCUCCUCCUCUCCCACAACCGCAGCCACAGACGCCGCCCCAUCAGGUGCCUGCGCCAAAGUGAACGGAGGGGGUCGUUCCCGAGCAGCCGUUGGGCGCCGCGAGGCGGGGGCGGGGGCGAGUCACCCAAGCAGCCCAACGGCCGUCCUCUGGGCGCGCGAGUCCCCCUCCCUUUGUCGCCCGCCAACAUUCUCCUCCCCCUCCUCGGCCGGCCCGUCGUUCUUGUGCCAGCGGCCGCCAUUUGUCGGGAAGCGCUCAGCGAGGGGCGCUCGCUAGAGAAGUUGUCGUUUCUGUGCUGGGACGACUGGACUGAAUUUGAAACAUGUGUAGUGUUCUGCAAGUUGAUAACAGAAAAACUGACAUGUUGAAGAUCCUGCACAGAACAACAGAACGCUUGGAAUGUGAUCACUGCAAUUUCAAGGGCUCCGACUAUGAGAACAUACAGAUUCAUAUGGGCACUAUCCAUCCUGAGUUUUGUGAUGAAAUGGAUACUGCAGGAUUGGGGAAACUUAUAUUUUAUCAAAAAAGUGCAAAGUUGUUUCACUGCCACAAAUGCUUUUUCACCAGCAAGAUGUACUGUAAUGUUUAUUAUCACAUAACAACACACCAUGCAGCCUCUGACAAAUGGAAUGAAGAGCGGAAAGCUGUGUCAGAAACAGACACAGAAUCUCUAAAGAAACCACUUUUUGUAGAACCUCAAAAGUCAUCGCUUUCUCCUGAGUCACAUAAAACUGCUGUAUCACCAGAGUGUCAGAAACCUGUUCCCUCUGAACCUCUGAAGUCCGAUGUAGGGUUAUCCUCCAGGAUGCAAAAGCCCACUACAGCUAUACCCACGGAGCAACAGAAAACUGCUCCAGUUCCAUGUGCAGAGCCACAGAUGCCUAUCUCAGUUGUGUCAGACCUUCCAAAACCUAUUUCUGUAGUGACUUCAGAGCCGUUAAAACCAACUCCUUCUGGCACUCCAGAACCAUCGAAGCUUGCACCAGUAGAAUCACCAGAGCUGCCAAAGCCUCUCUCUGCAAUGUCUCCAGAGCCACAGAAACCUAUCACAAUCACAAAUGUAGAACCACAGAAACAUGUCUCUGUUGCACAUCCAGAAUUACAUGUAUCUGUUCCAGAGCCUGAAAAGCCUGUCCCAGUUAUACCUCUGGAACCACAAAAACCAAUUCCUCCUGUGUCCCCAGAGCCUCAAAAGUCUGCUUUGCCUGCAUCUCCAUCUGUGGCCACAUCUGAGCCACAUAAAUUUGCCCCAGUAGUGUCUCCUGAUCCCCGCAGGCACUCUCCAGCAGUAUCUCCUGAGCCUCGCAGGCACUCUCCGGCGGUGUCUCCUGAGCCUCGCAGACACUCUCCAGCAGUGUCCCCUGAGCCCCGCAGGCAUUCUCCAGCGGUCUCUCCUGAACCACGCAGGCAUUCUCCAGCAGUGUCUCCUGAGCCUCGUAGGCACUCUCCAGUUGUAUCUCCAGAGUUAAAGAAAUCUGUUACUUCUGCUCUGUCUUCAGAACCUCGCAGGCAUAUCCCUCAAAUGCGGAGGCCUACUUCAGCACUUUCCCCCGAACCACGAAAACCUGAGCCAUCCAUCUCAGAUCCCUGGAGACCUACUACAAAUAUUGUUUCAGAAGCUUGGAGGUCUGCUUCUAGUAGUUCUCACGAGCAGCAGAAGUCUAUUACUGUGUCACCUUGGUCCCCCAAACCUCCCACAUCUAUGUCAGUUGAGCCUAGGAGACCUGCCUCAGAACCCAGAAGGCCAGGUAGCUUGAUGUCCCCAGAAUCUCAGAAAUUUAUGGCAGAGUCUUGGAAAUCUACCUCCUUGUCUGAGUCUCAGAAGCCAAGUCUUGCUUCCUCAGAGCCCUGGAAACCCAUUUCUUCUGUUUAUCCUGAAGGAUGGAAGCCUGUUUUGUCUCCUGACACCUGGAGGCCAUCCCCAUCAGUACCACCCCCCGUUCACCCUCCUAUGUCAACAGAACACAGAAAAUCUGGUCCCCCUAUGUCGCCUGAUCUUUGGAAACCUUCUUUCUUUCCUGAGCAGUGUAAACCAGCUCCUGUGUCCCCUGAUCCUUGGAAAUUUCCAUCUGAAUCCAGGAAGUCUCCUUUCUUUCCAGAUACUCAGAAGACUACCCCUUUUGUUUCUUCUGAGCUGCAAAAACGUGGUUUGUUUUCUGAAACCCGAAAACGGGCAUUGUUUCCUGAGCCUAAAAAAUCUAUUCCUCCUGUUUCUGCUGAAUUACAAAAACGCUCCUUCUUCCAUGAAUCUCACAUGUCUUUUCCUGAAGUCCAAAAACAUGCCCUCUUUGAGGCUCACCGGCCUGCUCCUGUCUCUCCUGAGGGCCCAAAGCAUGCCUUUUUCACAGAGUCCCAGAAACAUGUAGAUGUUCCUCCUGAAAUUCAAGAGCAUGUUGCCUUCUCAGAACCUCAGAAACCACCUGUUCUUUCCCAUGAAGUGUUGAAGUCCCCAGCAGUCUCUCCUGAAAUACAGAAACAUGCAGCCUUUGCAGAUCUACAGAAGCCACCUCCUAGCUCUCCUGAGAAACAGAGGCAAGGCUUCUUUGCUGAACCUCCAAAACAUGGUCUUUCACCUGAGCCACAGAAACCUGAUCAUAAACAGGUGUUUGGGCCUGAUGUCCAUAGGACAGUAGAAACAGGAACCGUAGAAUCCCAUAAAACAUCAGUCUCUGAACUCAGCCAGCCUGCUGCAUCUGCUUUAUCAGACUUGCAAGCACAUACUGAAUCUGCUAAUAAAGAUUUUUUCACUGAGCAUCCAGAAGGUGAGAAUCUAUUCAGCAGUCUGUUGGCUGCUAAAGAACAGCCUCCACAAGCCAAGGAACUCACAGAAGAAAUGUAUUCUUGUCCAAAGAAGAAAGCCAGGAAGGACAGUCAGGAGACUUCUAAUAUAGACCUGAAUAGCAGUGAGAGUGGCAAUGCUGAAAUGGAGACAUCAGAGGUGAAGGAACAGGAAUCCAGCAGUGAUCAGGAACAGUUUGACACUAAAACUUCUGACCUCAGCAAAGAAACUAAAACUGAGGAAUCUACUCCUACUCAACCUAAGUGUGUGUUGCAGUUCACCGAAGAGAAAGAAGCUUUCAUCUCAGAAGAAGAGAUAGCAAAAUAUAUGAAGCGUGGCAAAGGCAAAUAUUAUUGCAAAAUCUGUUGCUGCCGGGCUAUGAAAAAGGGUGCUGUAUUGCAUCAUUUAGUUAACAAGCAUAAUGUACAUAGUCCAUACAAAUGUAAUGUAUGUGGAAAGGCAUUUCUUUUGGAAUCUCACCUGAAAAACCAUGUUGCAGCACAUGGUCAGAGUUUGCUUAAAUGUUCACGUUGCAGUUUUGAGACAAACUUUCCCAGAGGCUUUAAGAAACAUUUGACCCAUUGCCAAAGCCGUCAUAAUGAAGAACUCAACAAAAAACAGGCAGAUACUAAUACUGAACCAACAAAUCAGAGUCAGCCGAGUGAAGAGUCCAGUAAAAUACCAGUAGAAGGUGCAGAAUCAAUGGAUGAAUCGAUUACUGAGCCACAAACACAAUGAUUUUUCUUUUAGAAUUCAUGUAUCUCUAAACAUUGCAUUGUGUAGGCAGUCAUUUAUGUAGUUGAAUUACUACAUUUUCACACACACAAUCACAAACUUGUGUUAGUAGCUCACAGUGGACUUUGUGGCCGUAAUCCAGUACAAAAUUAAGUGCAUUUAAACCAUUGAUUUAAAUGGCUCUGUGUGUGCUUAACAGUGUUGUGGUCAUUAUAAUUUGUUUGCAGAAAUAGUAAUGCAUAACUGCCAAGUUAAUAAGUAUGUACCACUUUGUUCAGGAUUACAUUUUUAAAAGAAGAAAGUUAAUAAUUCCAGUUUCAUAUUUGAAGAAGCACCAAAUGGAAAUAGCUUUAAAUCUUGCUUGAAAUAAUAUAGAUGUUUGGAAUUGUAAGGCGAUCAUUAUAUGUAUUGGGAGGAUAAAUUACAGUAUAUGACCUCAAUGAGUUGCUUGCUUUGACUCUUGAAAUAGUUGUUUUUCUCACUAUAAGCACAAAUUAAUGUGUGUGGAAUAGCUAGAAUAGUGUCAAAGAUGUAGGACAUGCAUACAUGCUGCCUUGUAUACUUGCUCAUUAUAAUAAGUGCAUUUUAAGGACUGUUUUAUAUUAUUUUAACAAUAAAAAUAAUUUGUGUGCUUGUAA
Molecule: messenger RNA, 4178 nt
Organism: Pogona vitticeps (central bearded dragon)
Lineage: Eukaryota; Metazoa; Chordata; Lepidosauria; Squamata; Agamidae
Gene: CHAMP1
Product: chromosome alignment maintaining phosphoprotein 1
Biological process (GO): attachment of mitotic spindle microtubules to kinetochore
Source: RefSeq, a predicted model, not a curated record